AUGAUCCCACAUUACGCCGACAGCGAUGAAUCCGGCAGCCCGAAGAAGCUUCGCCGAAGGACUCUGGCAUCCGACGUGCUCCCGCUGCCUCUGUGGCUGACCAACACGGUGUUCCUGCUCACCUUCAUCUUCUCCUGCUGCUACCUGCUCCAGCAAUGGCGCGAGCAGCUCUACUCGUCGGAGAAGCUUCACGAAUUGCUCUGGCGAGAUCUCGUCGCCGUCUGCCUCGGUAUGGGCUCCUUCAUUUACCUUAUAAACUUCUUCGGGGUUGGAUUCGUGCAGUCGGCCAUCGAGCAGAGCAUGCUUUCCGAGGAGGAGGACGCGAAGGAGAUGGAAGAGGAGGACGAUGACGAGGAAGGGGAAGACGAGGAAGAGGAGGAGAAAGAUCCCAAGCAGCUGCUUUCCCGCCACAGGCGCAACCAUCGGCGCAACCAUUCGCGCGGGCACUAUGCCCCCCAUCAACCAGAGCCCUGGUAUAAGCCCGAACCCAUCCCAACUCCCGUUACUGCCACCCCCGCUAGUACCAACCCCUCCAUUUCCUCCUCCGCCACUGCCACCCCCGCUACAACCACAUCCGCUUCAAGCGCGCUUGCUCCCGCGGCGCCCAAGUCCUGCACCUUUAAGCUCGACAGUUCGUCUUCGCUACCAGACGUCCCGUUACAGGACCUCCCGGACGACGACAUUGCGCGUGCCGUCGCGCGCGGCGCCAUCCCCAUGCAUUCCCUCGAAACCCAACUCGGCAACACCCUCCGCGCCGCCGCGGUCCGCCGGCGCGCCGUGGAGAUCAAAACCGGCCGCUCCCUCGCGGGACUCCCCCUCGAGAACUACGACUACGACGCGAUCCGCGGCGCGUGCUGCGAGAUGGUGAUCGGCCACGUGACGAUCCCCGUGGGCGUCGCAGGCCCCCUUCGACUCGACGACGCGGAGUUCUUCGUACCCAUGGCGACGACCGAGGGCUGCCUCGUCGCCAGCACCAACCGCGGCUGCAAGGCCAUCUGCGCCGCGGGCGGCGCGCGCAGCGUCGUGCUGCGCGACGGCAUGACCCGCGCGCCCGCCGUGCAGCUCCCCUCCGCGCUCCGCGCGGCUGAGCUCAAAGCCUUCGCGGAGAACCCGCGCAACUGGGUUCUCCUCGCGGACGCCUUCAACAGCAGCAGCCGCUUCGCGCGCCUGCAAACCCUCAGCGUGGCGGUGGCGGGGCGCAACGCGUUCAUCCGCGUGGAGAGCAGCACGGGCGACGCGAUGGGCAUGAACAUGGUUUCGAAAGGCACGGGCAACGUGCUGGGCGUGCUCGGCGCGCAGUUCCCGGACAUGCGCGUGGUCAGCAUGUCGGGCAACUACUGCGCGGAUAAGAAGGCCACCGCCGUCAACUGGAUCAAGGGGCGCGGCAAAUCCGUCGUCUGCGAAGUCACCAUCCCCGGCCGCGUGGUCGAGUCGGUGCUAAAGACAACAGUUGCCGCCCUGGUGGAGCUGAACACGACCAAGAACCUCGUUGGCUCAGCCAUGGCGGGCGCGGUGGGCGGCUGCAACGCGCACGCGAGCAACAUCGUGACGGCCGUGUUCCUGGCCACGGGGCAGGACCCCGCGCAGAACGUGGAGAGCUCGCAGUGCCUCACGCUGCUAGAGGCGGCCAAUGGCGGGGCUGAUCUGCACGCUUCUGUCAUGCUGCCGGCGAUCGAAGUCGGCACCGUUGGGGGAGGAACCUUCCUUGCACCGCAGGUGAGCAGGCCGUCUCUCUCCUUGUGUCUUUCGCAGUUUAGAAUGAAAGGUGUGCAUGGUGCACCAAGCACUGGGCAGAGACGGCCAUUAUCGUGUCAUUGCCGGUCAUUAUGCAUCUUCAGCUAUCCUGCCUCAACAUCGGCCUUACUCCCCUCUUCCCGCUCUCUCUCUCUCUCUCUCUCCCUCUCUCUCUCUCUCUCUCUCUCUCUCUCUCUCUCUCUCUCUCUCUCUCUCUCUCUCUCUCUCUCUCUCUCCUCCCGCUCUCUCUCUCUCUCUCCUCCCGCUCUCUCUCUCUCUCCUCCCGCUCUCUCUCUCUCUCCUCCCGCUCUCUCUCUCUCUCUCCUCCCGCUCUCUCUCUCUCUCUCCUCCCGCUCUCUCUCUCUCUCCUCCCGCUCUCUCUCUCUCUCCUCCCGCUCUCUCUCUCUCUCCUCCCGCUCUCUCUCUCCUCCCGCUCUCUCUCUCUCUCCUCCCGCUCUCUCUCUCUCUCCUCCCGCUCUCUCUCUCUCCUCCUGCUCUCUCUCUCUCUCCUCCCGCUCUCUCUCUCUCUCCUCCCGCUCUCUCUCUCUCUCCUCCCGCUCUCUCUCUCUCUCUCCUCCCGCUCUCUCUCUCUCUCCUCCCGCUCUCUCUCUCCUCCCGCUCUCUCUCCCUCUCCUCCCGCUCUCUCUCUCUCUCCUCCCGCUCUCUCUCUCUCUCUCCUUCCGCUCUCUCUCUCUCUCUCCUCCCGCUCUCUCUCUCUCUCUCCUCCCGCUCUCUCUCUCUCUCCUCCCGCUCUCUCUCUCUCUCCUCCCGCUCUCUCUCCCUCUCCUCCCGCUCUCUCUCCCUCUCCUCCCGCUCUCUCUCCCUCUCCUCCCGCUCUCUCUCUCUCUCCUCCCGCUCUCUCUCUCUCUCCUCCCGCUCUCUCUCUCUCUCUCUCUCUCUCUCUCUCUCUCUCUCUCUCUCUCUCUCUCUCUCUCUCUCUCUCUCUCUCUCUCUCUCCUCCCGCUCUCCCAGGCGGCUGCCCUAUCCCUGCUGGGCGUGAAGGGGUCCCACAGCACGCAGCCGGGGGCGAACGCACAGCAGCUGGCGCGGGUGGUGGCGGCAGCAGUGCUGGCGGGGGAGCUCUCGCUCUGCUCCGCCCUCGCCUCGGGCCACCUCGUGCAGGCGCACCUCAAAUACAACCGCUCCACCCUCAACUCUUCUGCCUCCGCCUCCUCCGUUGCUGCUGUUGCUGCUGCUGAUACCGCUGCGGCUGGUGCUGCUGGGGCGGCUUCUGCUGCAUCGGAGGGCCUCUGCAUGGUCAGCAAAUGCUGA
Molecule: messenger RNA, 3006 nt
Organism: Closterium sp. NIES-65
Lineage: Eukaryota; Viridiplantae; Streptophyta; Zygnematophyceae; Desmidiales; Closteriaceae
Source: the annotation of a GenBank genome assembly